Molecule: messenger RNA, 3551 nt
Organism: Folsomia candida
Lineage: Eukaryota; Metazoa; Arthropoda; Collembola; Entomobryomorpha; Isotomidae
Exons: 7
Coding region: 1818-3326 (502 amino acids)
Biological process (GO): triglyceride biosynthetic process
Cellular component (GO): plasma membrane
Molecular function (GO): diacylglycerol O-acyltransferase activity; long-chain-alcohol O-fatty-acyltransferase activity
Source: RefSeq, a predicted model, not a curated record
ACAAUUGCUUCCCUAUGGCUUAAAGAUAAUUUGGCUUAAAAAUCACUUAAGCAUUAUUUAAUUAUCCAGUUUUAAUCUAGAUCAUCUCCAACAUAAAGAUGUACAGGUACAUCCUUUAUUGACAGUUAUGAAGUAAAUAGUGCUUUAUACAAAGGUACACUUACUAAAAAUUGAGCGACUGAGCUAAUCUUGCUGGGCAGGUUUGGUUAGGGCUUCGAGCAGGGUUGGGCAAUACUAGGAUAACUCGUAAUCCGAAAUCCAGUAAUCCCAGCAGAAAAUGCAAAUUUUAAGUAAUCCACAAACAAGUAGUCAAACUAUAUUUUUUAUAAGUUUGCGCCUGACUAUUUAAAUUUUUUAGCCAAACGGUAGACAUAUUUUUAGUCAAAUGUAUGUCUGCCGAGUUGCUAAAAACCACAAUUUUUAGUAAGCCGAAACCUUUUAAGCUGUAAUCUAACAAACCAGGCUAUCAAAUUAAUCUCAAAUGUAAUAUACUCCACCUUAGCAAUCCAAAGAAUACUUUUAAACAAUUUUUCUAUAAUCCGUCCAAACUCUUAGGUUUGCCCAUCCCUGGCAUUCAAUUUUGUCGAUACGACUUACGAAUCAUUAUUCAAAUAAGUACCUGGACCAAAUCGUGUACAUAAGUUUAGUUUCAUACAUAAUUUACUGUUAUUGUUCUGUUUUGAAUGUAUAAAAAGUCGUCUCGAGACUAAGACAAGGUACUCCGUUGGGGUACAUUUCACUAGUGAUAGGUACACUCUUAAAAAUAAUGUUACCAUUUUGAACAGUUAAUACACUCUGGAUUCGAUCUUUAGUAAACUAUACAAAAUCCUGGGUAACGUUAACUUGAUAAAGAGUACAUAAAGUUUGCUCUGGAUUAUGUACAGGGUGGCUAAAAUGUCACGCUACAAUGGAAAAUUUGUCAAUAGGAAAAAUCCCUAAAUCUCCAUUAAUUACAAAAUCUUUUGUUGAGAUUUUUACAAUUAUUACCUGAUGGGACAUUGAUGACGAAAUUCUUAAAAUGUUGAAUUUUACAGACAAAAUUUCGGGAACUAAUGGAAAGUUACGAAUUUUUCUCAUCGAAAAAUUUUACAUUGUAGCCACAUUGGCAUUUUAAACACCCUGUAUAAAUAGUUUCGAUCGUAUUGGAUUUGGAGUGCAUCUACUUUUCAAAAUGGUUUGAUCAUUUUUAAGAGUGUAUCCCUAAAUUUUUGUUAAACUCAAUUUUAGGUAUUCUCAUCCCACACUUGAUAUCGUGAACAGUUUGUAUUUUUCGUCGAAUUUCGUACAUACAUAAACUAUUUAUAAAUUUCAUUCUGCUGGGUCACCUUGCUCUGCAAAUUUUAUAAAUAUGGGUCCCUUCCAUGCCUUGUUGCCAAUCGGGUUUGAACUUUCUUCCGACCACUCCGUUUCUCAGUCCCACACAUAUUCUCAACUUGCCUCAUUAGAACUUUUAUAUCAUUCUGUAAAAGUAGCUUGUAUCCUUAACUGACAAUACAAUACAUUUCGAUUAUUAGGUGACAUAUGUAUACCGAAGUUUCAUGAUUUCUUUACAUCCACAUAAUUCAGUCAUAACCCAGUCUCGAGUUCCCCACAGGCUUUUCUACAUAUGUAGGUCUUUCAGUGAAGGACGUUCACUCUAAAUAGAUAAUGUUGAGACAAAUCGUAACCCCCGGAGUUACUUACAGUGGUCAGUUUCUCGCUAUCUGGACACAACACAGUUCUUGUGAAAUACGUAUUAAAAUCCACGGUCAAUUGGCAACAUCUUUAAGCAACGACUAACACCUUCAAAACAUCACACCCGCUCAGGAUCCUCAACAAUGAGUAAAAUACUACAUUUCUUCAUGGUAGUUCUCCAUCUGCCGUUAUGGCUUUUCGCUCCCUUCCAGCUUUUGGCAUUUGUUCCGAUUUACCUGGUCAGAAGUGCGGUAAAAUUGUUGGCAUUCAUGUUUAGACCCGACUUGAUUUCCAUGCUUGCCCCGCUGGACGGAAUGUUCGCGGCGGAUGAGAUGUACAUCUGUCCAAGGAACACGGUCGUGGGUUGCAUGGUGCUCGAAGGGAUUACAAAUUCGGACCUUAUCUGGGAAAUGUUGCGGAAAAAUAUUUUGGAAGCCCGAUGUGAAAAAGAUCCGGGACAGUUGAUGUAUCCCGAAUUGCGGAGAACUAUAACGCACUGGUUGGGAUAUCCUUUCUGGACUGAGAGUGAAUUACCCUAUGGUGGAAUCCGUACCCACGAAAAGGAAUUAAGCCUCGAAGAACUGCACAAAUUCCAGGCCCAACUAACAUUUCUACCCUACCGGAAAAAUGCGCCGUUAUGGGAGCUCGUUGUGAUUAAGAGGAUUAUGGAUGGACCAAACACUUCUGCCGUUUUGUUCCGGUUUCACCACGCCCUUGCCGACGGGCCCGCCAUGCUUUCACUUCUCCGCAAAAUGACAAGUCUGCAAACUCCCAAAAUUUGUAAGCAAGUUGUUCCCGCACCAACAAAGGGUACGGGUUAUGAGGCGCUCAGGAUCUUAGGAGCACCGUACGAUAUUAUCAACCAGGAGAAAGUAUUGGGCAAAAAUGAUUGGCUAAUCAAAGAUAAGCAGGGUUGGACCCAGUGCGACUUCAACGCACACUAUUCUACCGUAGCUGCCCGACUCCGUUUCCAUUCCAGUGAAUCGAUCCCAUUCAGCAUAAUUCGUCAGGUGGGAGGGGCCCACGGGAUGUCGGGAACUGCGGUGUUGCACUCGGCCAUGUUGGGGGCUGUGAGAAAGUCGUAUUUUCCUAAUGAGGCAAAAUCCAUUUCCCGCGUAACGGUGCAGACCCCACAGCUCUCCGUGUUGGGGAAGGGACGACGUCUCCUUGGAAAUAAUGUCACGUUUGGAUGGUACUCGGCCCACAUGGGGGAACUUAAUGUAGUAAAACGUCUCCUUGAGACGCACGAAGGUCUCCUCGCCAUGAAAAGAUCGGCCUGCCCGGUAGCGUUGGCUGUGUUCGUGCGCGCCCUGGGUAGCCUGCCGCGCCCCGGGAUAAGGAAGUUUUUCCAGGGGAGACACCAAGAUGAAAAAAUUUUCGUCUACAAUAUACCCGCGCCGGGAGAAGUUGAUAAUUUUUGCGGGUAUAAUAUCAAGCAUAUCGAGAUGACGGUGGGAUCGUAUGCGGGGAAUGCAGGUCUCGCAAUUACUUUUAUCACUGCUGGAGGUAACUUGAGAAUUGGGGUGCUCGGUGAUGAAAACGUCCUCUAUGGGAAGGAUCAGGCAAAAGAGAUAAUUCUAAAUUUUAUGGAGGAGCUGGAGGCACUAAAGAAUGCGAUACCACUAUCAAAAGAAACUUAUUGUGGGGUGUAAAAUAAAUAUGUACGGAUGAAAUUAUUAACUGGGCAAAAAACAAGUAAAUAAAGCCUUUCAAUUUAUUUUUUCACGACAAAAUGUAAAACAAACAUUUCUGCCAAAAUAAAUAAUUGUUCAACAUAUUGAAGCCCCCUAUGCAGGUGGAUAUUUAACAUUAAACAUCCAUUACAAGAAGAGUGGAAAUGUUUCUAUUGAGAAUAAUAAACUCUUUUCUACCAAAAA